Molecule: messenger RNA, 13280 nt
Organism: Zonotrichia albicollis (white-throated sparrow)
Lineage: Eukaryota; Metazoa; Chordata; Aves; Passeriformes; Passerellidae
Source: RefSeq, a predicted model, not a curated record
CAUUUAGUUCUAGACCACUGUGAAGGGCAGGGGGAGCAGACCCCAGAGUCAUCCCCAAGACCCUCAACUUUGCUUCUGUCGAGCACUGUUUGCUGCUAGAGCCUGGAGCAAAGCUGAUCGAUCCACUGCAUUCCCCAGGGCUCAGGCAAGGGGUCUGCAAAACACAGGCACCAUGGCACUCAGUGGUGCCUGGCUGCUGUUUCUGUAGGGUUGCCCUGCCAGUGGUGUAUUUCCAGCCGCCCGUUCUGCUGCUUUCGUCCUGCCAGUCCAUGUGGCAUGGGGGUGGCAGCAGGAAAUCUGCAGGUAGCAGAGUACAGGGAGCUAGCCUGUGCCUUGCCAGGACCCUCAGUCCUCAGUCGCUUUGCUUUGGAAUAGUUUAGGAAAGCAGGACAGAUUUUUGGACUCCUGGCAUAUCCUGUGGUGCUGGUGGCACUGUGAUUCCCUUCUUAUGCCAGGAGCAGUGGAAUGCCCUUCCUGAUCCCUGCUGUGGGCUGGAGGGAGGCAUGUGAGUCCCAUCUUUCUGAUCAGUGAUCAGUGCAUGUUGCGGAGUGCCUGAGGUUUUCUUGACUUUGCUUUGGGAGGUGCAGAGACUCACUAGCCCUGGGAAUCACUGCCUGUGUUCUGUAUCUGCCACACUGCAGCUUUGUUGUCACACGAGGUUCAUUGCCUCCUCCCUAGGGCUGCUGCCCUGGGCAGACACUGUGUACUGCCCUGCCUGGGGCAGCAUUGUGGCCAGUAGGAAUUUCUGUGCCAGGAUUUUGUCAUUGUGUGCUGGGGAAAAACUCUGGGGCUGCUCUGGGAGUUUGGAUCCAACAGCUGGGCUGUGGGACUGGCCACCCUUUAAAUAGUGCAUCCCUCCUUGUGAGGAGCAGAGCUGAGUGUACUGAGUGAGGGGAAUCUGCAAAAGAAACCAUGGUCUGAGUACUUAAACCUCCAGGACACCCUGGCUGAGGCCCCUGCUGCCUGGCUUCAUGUGUGUCAGUCUGGAAAGCAGGCUCAGAGAGAGAGAGAGAAGAAACUCUCCAACUCCUUCCCAGCCUGCAUCGCUGGUCCUGCUGAUGGGACCAAAAUAGAAACUGUGUGGCCAGCCUCUCCCCCGACCCCUGCUCAGCCUCAGCCCCAGCACCAUGGGUGAUGUCCAUGAGUCCAGGGCUCACCCUCUGCGUUUCAGCCCUGGUUAAUUCAUGGCUCAAGGCUGUCAGUCUUGCUGUUCAGCUCCUCAGCCAAAUGCAGCAACAGAUUGUUUACAUCAGUGCUGUCAGGUUUCUUGAUUGCCAGGAGGCAGAUUAUUUACUGUACUGGCAUAUAAACUUCAUAACAUUAUGAUGGUGGAAAGUUGUCAAGGGAUAUAAAUGCCCAGAGUCAGCCCAGGAGGCUCCAAGGAGAUGGUUUUGGUUUAAAUUAAGAUAAAACACUGUCUUGCAUGGAUUUUGGGAAGGAAAUCACAUUGUUGUAAUGGGAACAUUACUCUGAAUAUUAGGGCUGGCAAACUCUUCACUUUAUGAAGUCUCUGUGGAGGAUCUGAGCUACUCUGGCAGAUGUGCUUUAAAACAGAUCUCAUGUUUACCCUGAGAAGGUGGUGCAAAAGGAGAUGGCACCAUUGCAUCAUACAGAGCUUGGGGUGAAGUGGGAUGGAGCUGCCAUGAGAAGGGUGUUGGGAAAAUGCUAGGAACUGUAUUAGUCUCAGUCCCUUCUGCUCUCAGCCCCCGUUCUUCUCAGAAAACCAAAUGUGAGCAUUGUGGAGGGCCAGGCAUGAAGGUGGGAUGGUUUUUGCCUUGCUUUGCUUGAGGCAUGGCUAGGCAGUGUCCUUUCACCUGGCUCUGCCUACUAUGACAAACUGUCAGACUGUGGUGUUUCAUUCUUUGCCCUUCUACAAUCGUCCCCCAAGGCAGCUGCCGGUCCUUGGUGUUGCAUCUGUCACCCUGACUUGCUCAUUUGAAGAAAGCAUCUUAGAAGUUGUAUCUCCUCCCUGUGGUGUUCCCAGCUCCUGACUGGCUGUGAGUUGUGCUCGUGCUCAGCCAGGUACAAGAUGAAUACAGAGUCUACACUGAUAUAGCUGCCUGUCCCUUGUGAAGCAGUGCUGUCCUGGGACCUCCAGGUUGGCCACCCAGAGUGCCCAGUGACACUGACAGUCUUCUGAGCAAGUUGGCAAACAUGAUUAGGUAUUGCUGUCAUGCCCAUGCUCAGUAGCCCUGACAGGGACCUCAGGGACCACAGGGCUGGGAGGAGGUCCUUUGCAGCUGCAUGCAUCUGACCACCAGCUGGUUUCUAAGCACUUACCUUGCUUUCUUACUAGCAGAGAGGUCUGAAUUUAUCUUGAUCAGGCCCAGGACUCACUGAAAGAUGAGAUGUGUUGCCCUCUGAGUACCCUGCUAGGAUCAGAAACUGGCUUCUGCAGCUUGGAGGGGCAACCUUGCAGUUGCAGCAGUAAUCCCCUCCUCUGCAGAGUGACAGUGCAACUGAGGAUGUCCUUGUCCUUGUUCUGGGAAUACCAUGCUCCUGCAGCUCAGAAGCCUGGAAGUGGCCCAUAUAGGUGGUGGCACUUGUUGCAGUAGGUCAAGUGUAUGAAUCCUGAAACAGAUGAGCAUAGCCCAUAGCUCACCUCUCAUGGUGCUUUGAAAGGCUCAUGGCUUGGAUGGAGCCUCUGCAUCCCUGUGCUGGGGGGAGCCCCAUCUCCUUGCUUAUACUGGACCCAAUAUGGGGAAGCUCCUGACUCAGUUUUAUUUGUAUGAUGGUAGGAGAGAUGACAGCUGGAAUGGAAAUUCUGAGUAGAAACAAAGUGCACAGUAUGGGAACUUGCUGAUUACUGCACACCUCACUGCAGCUAAAGCCUGAGGGCUGCACCACAUCUUGACCAGCAUUUUCCCUUCCCCAUCUGGCACAGGGGCACCUUCCUCAGCAGACCUCAUCUGUGCAGGUUGCUCUUGUAAGGUCAGAGAAGCCUGGCUGGGGAGCCCCAGGGAGGGGAGAGGUCGGUGAUGAUGUGUGGGAAGCAGGACUGGAGAGCGGGGACAGGAUCUCAGCAGGGGUGGUGUAAGGACAGUAGUGUACAUGGGAAGAUUGAAUAUCAGAGCACUGAAAGGGCAUUGCGGGUUGUGCAAGCUUGCGAUGGAAACAGAGGCUGAAGGCAACCAGUGGUGUGCCAGCGGGGUGGGAAUGAGCAGCAGCUCUCUGGAUGGGCUCCUGGGCCCCUCAGUCCCUCCAGUGCCCUGGCAGGGAGGAGGCAGGGAGGAAGCCCAGGAGAUCUUGCUGUCACACAGGAGUGCCUAUUAAUAACACACUUUCCUUGUGGCUGAUCUGUAUGAGUCAAGUGUCUUUGCCAGGAGAAGACAGAUUGUAAACUGAAGUGGGCUCCUGCUCACACUCUGCCAGCUCCAGUGCCACAGCAGCUCCCCAGCACCCACAGCUAGCCAGGAUGCAGGAAUCCAGCCAGCUGCCAUCAGGACAGGUGCUCGUCAUGGAACAGGGCGAAGCUCUCAGACUUGUUUCCCUGGUAGUCCCGUGGAUGGAAAAAAUGCUUUCCAGUUGACUAAUUGGAGGUUUGCUGAAAGGUCAGAAGGAGCUGAUGGUAUUAUUAUGUCCAGACUUCUCUGUGGCUCAAGGCUUGUGCAUUUAUCAGCAACAACCUGCAGUAUGGUUCUCUUGCCUCCUUUGGUGCCAGAUUUGUCACUGUAUGAAGGUAACAUGAGAUCUCUCUUGCUUCUGGGCACUGACAGGAAUGGACCCGGCUGCUGGAGUCACAAAGGGAAUAAUAAUGCAGAGGAAGGGCCAAGAGGGUGUGUGGCACAGGAUCCCUCUGCCUACCACAGAGAGCCUGUUAAGUAUGGUACAUGGGAGUUUGCUCUAGGUUAGUGAAACAAAGCAGAAUAGUGGAGCUGAAUAUCCAGAUUCUCUUCGUGAUGUGGGCAAAGAUUAUGUCAUGGGGAACACUGCAUGUUUAGGCCUAAGGGUCAGCCUGUCUGGUUUUGGAAUCACCAUCACCAAAUGAGAGCUAGCUGCUGGAUAUCUGGAGAGAUGUCUCCAUAACAGCUGAUUCACAAGCUCUUCGUCCACUGCAGUUACAAGAUGCACGUUUUUCCUCUUGGAUCCCUGCUGUUCUUUCCAAGGGUGUUUAGAUCUUGAUGGGACAUGUUCCUGCUUCAGCAGCAUCUCUGUACUGAGGCCAGGCAGGGUGUGUAGGAUGCUUUGAGGAGUCUGGUAGUAAAAAACACCCCACCUUUCAAGAGCUCUGAUUGCAGAUCAUGAGCAGACCAGAGUUGCUAUCUCCUUCCUUAUUCACAGAAGGAGAUUGAAAAGACAGUGUGUAUCUGCUCAUAAGUAGAGCUGGUAUCUCAGAACAUGCAGCAGUACUUCCUUACUUUGCACCCUACAAAUGCCAGGCUGCCUCAAUCCAGCCUCCUUAUCUAACUGAGCUGAGUAAUGUGCUCUACAAAGCAGCCACAGUUGCUGGCUCCUCUCCAUUUUUUCUCCAUGACAAACAAUGGAGAUGCCAGAAAUAUGCUGGUGUUAAGUCUGGGCCUUCCAAGGCUUAGCUGUUUUCGGGCUCCUCUCUGCCUAUUGCAUGGUUCCCCAGCUGCUCUGCAUGCAGCUCUGCUAAUGCAUAUCAACCAUGGGCAGCCCCGGCAGUUUGUCCAUCUGCUCCACCAGCAGCAGCUCUCACACCUGCAAUCCACCAUUUGGAGCUCAGGUUGGAGGUGAGAUGCAAGAGGUGGGGAUAUGUUCACCCAGCAUAUCUGAGCUGCCACAUGCUGCUCUCAUGGGCUGUCAGAUGGCAAUCUUGUAAUAACCUUCACCACUGGUGGUCAGAGCUUGAUUCCACGUGCCAUUUACAGACAGCCCUGAAGAUAAAAAGGUCCGCAGUCAGCUAGUGCUCAAACAUAAAUGUCAAACCAAGGUUGUUGUAGCAGAUUUCCUCACGAGACUGGUGCAAAAAGGAAGGAAGCUGUGUUAAGAGAUCUUCCUGCCCACAGCAGCAACACAGUAAGCAGUGGAGCAGCUUUGUGCUGGUGGAAUAUCUGGGGUAGGAGGGAACAGCCAUUCAGCUCAUUUGAGGUGCCUUUGGUCAGUAUGUCUCCCCCAGGAGCUAAAGCAGACCAAAAAAAGGUCUGUUGCAAUUGUGCCACAUCCUGUAUUCUUGCUUGUAUUUUUAAUGUGUUUUAUUUGUUCCGAAAGGUUUUAAUACCUGUUGGUGAAGAUGCUCAUUGGCAGCCAUCUGAACAUGAUCCAGCAUGUGCCAAGUGGCCAUGAAGGCUAACAGUAUCCUGGCCCGUGUCAGUAAGUGUGGCCAACAGGACUGGAAAGUGACUGUUUCUCUGUACUCAACAUUGGUGAGGCCACACUUUGAGUGUUGUGUCCAGUUUUGGGCCCUCCUCCUGCCACUGAGGUGCUGGAGCACAUCCAGAGGAUGUACAGCUGGUGAAGGGUCUAUGGAACAAGUCUUAGGAGAAAUGGCUGAGGAAGCAGGAGUCUCAUGGGAGACCUUAUUGAGCUCUAUAACUACCUGAGAGGAGAUUGUAGCAAGGUGUGGGGUCAGUCUUUUCUCCCAGGUAACAAGUGAUAGAACAAGAGGAAAUGGCCUCCAAAUGUACAGGGAAAGUUCAGAUUCUCUGAUUCUAUGCUGUUUACUGUGCAUCGUCUUGCAGAUAAUAUGGAGAGGGUACAUAAAUGGAGCACUGCAGUGUGGGGAACAGACUGGAAGCAGAGUCAUCAGCAAAAUGCUGCAGCCCUCUGUGAAGCUGCAUGGGCCUUGGGUGGAUUGAACCUUCUGGUGACCAAGUACCUGCCUGCAUUGCUUGCAGUGGUAGGACUUGAGAAAUACUUCUGAGGAGGUGACACUUUGGCUUUGCUUUCAGUUCAGCCAGGCUUUAGCUGCCCUGAUGCUGCUCUCUGGAGCCCAUUGCCUUCCUUCCUUCCUUCCUGCCUGCCUCCUUCCCUCCCUUCCUCACUCAUCCCUCCUUCCCCUACAUUACUGAGUAUAGGCAUGGUGAUAAGCCUAUGGAAACUGAAGAGCUGGCUUCCUUGUCUGCAAGGGUGGAGGAGACCAAACCAAGCCUUGUCUUUUCCAAGAAUACAAACUCACCUUUGUAUUCAUCUAUUAAAAGAGGUACAGCCCAAUGUGCUGUUUGUGCUACAAGCACUAUCAAAAACUCCGUUUUGUCCAGAAGACAAAACCUGUGUCCCAUCUUACAUGCAUUUCCCAAAUAAACAGAGAAGAAGCUUCUGAUAAAUGCACCUAUUUUUGUGGGCCUUAGGUCAUUGGAAGUUUGGGCCAGAGUGAUGUCCUGAAGGUUCUCUGAUAUUACUGAUCCAUAAGAAUGUAAAAGGGCAUGGUUAGAGAGGAAGAUAGAAGAAGGGGAGGAGAUGUCAGUCUGCGUGGUGAGCAGCAUGCCCAUGCUCUCAUGGUGGGUAGAGGAGAUGCCUUGCACAGUAUGGAAAUCCUUGAGAGUGGUGGUGAUGAUGGCUUUUGUGUGCUUGCAGGCUACUAUGACUGAGUCCCCUGCCUUGGGAGCAAUUGAGAGAAGUUUGCUUCCACCAAACUGUGGGUUUUGGUGGGUUUUUUAAAGCUGGCCUUGAAUAAAUCCUCUAGCAGCUGAAGAGAGGUGGCAGCUGGAGGGUGGGAAAUGAAGCACUGUCUCUGGAGGAGGGGAGCACUGGAGCUAGCCAGACUCAGCUCCUUCCACUCAGGCCUUUGUGUGCUGAGCUACUGCCACUGAAAGUGUUGCAGUGCCUUCCACCCCUGACUUUUAACAGACUGCUGCAAUGUCCAGGCAGACCAUCGAACUUUGAGAACUGGGCAGGGAAAGCAUGAGCUUUCCAUAAAGCUCAUUCUCCCAUGAGAAGGAAGUUCUGCUUAGGACAGAUGGGAUGAUCUUCCUAACUCUUCUCUGCCCUGCUCCAGCCUCUCCCAGCUUCCAGCUCUCCCAGACCUCUUCUACCAAAUUCUCCUGCCGUGGUUUUACUGGCCUGGUCGAUUUUCCUCUGUAGGACUCACAACGGCUUUACUUCAAUUUGCUACAAAUUUGGUGGGACUGAUACCUAAGUAGAGUGGUUCCUGUGUGGAAACCAGGUGGAUCAGCAUCAGGAGAAUGGUAGGGGUAAUGGAGGUGCCAGGGCUGAUUGGCACCUCGGAGUGCACAGGCGUUCUGCUUAGUGGAGUGCAGGGAAUGCAGAGGGUCCUGGCCAGGCGGUGACACCUUCCCUGCCAUUGCAACCCUCUGGGCUGAGCUGUGAGACUCGUGGAGCAGUAAAGCUAUGGGGAGCAACACUACCACACGCCUCUGGUAGCAUUGCCAUGUCUCCCACUCCCUGCUUCAGCCCUCUAUCCCUUGCUUCCCACUGUCCCCUUGCCCUGACAGCCACAGCAUGGCCUGGGACUCAUGGGGGAGCUUACUUAAUCCCUGGUCUCUGUGUUAACAGCCACCAUCCGGAUGCAAUGGAAAGCUUUUUCAGGCGGCACUUUGGGCGGAAGGGGCUGCGGCGCAGCAGCGUGGUGGCUGUGCCCACGGGCAAGGCCAGGCGGCGCUCCCAGGUGGGGCUGCCCUCCGCCUCGCUGGCCCAGUGCCGCCGCGGCUCAGGCACCGCAGCGGCAUCCCUCUCCUGCCUGGGGCUGGUCCGGCGUCCCGGCACGCGUCGCCGCUCCAGCACCACGCCGCCCUGCCUCAGCCCCAGGUUUGCCGUGCAGAAGAAGCGCGGAGGCCAGGCACAAGCCAUUGAUGCCCAGCUGCUGGGUCCCACUGUCCUCCUGGCCAGCCUCCUUCCCACGGGGGAGGAGGAGGACGGGGCUCACUGCACUGACAGCUCCACAUCUGAGUCUCCAGAGGACGGUGGUGCAGCAGCAGGAGCUGAGCAGGGCCAGCACGAGCAUAGCGCUGAGGAGACGUGGUUGGCCAUGCUGCCCCAGCUGCGGCCGCUGCAGGCAGGGCUGCUGUCGCGGGGCCCCCGCUGCCUGCGGCGCGCCUCCUCCCACCGCCUGCCCACCGAGGCCCUGCACGGCCGGGCUGCCUACGGCCUGCCAGGCCGCUACCGCCGCCUCAGCCAGCGCCGGCGCUCCAGUGAUGCCCCUCAGCCUGGGCCGCUCCCCUCUGGCCACCCCCGGCGGCUGGCCCAGCGCUGUGCAGGAGUGGCUGGAACCAAGUGCCCCUCUGCCACCCUCGUCAAGGGUUUGGGACCGGAGCCCACUGGCCACACCACCCCGGACGGCUGGAGCCCCCGGCUGCUGAAAGCUAUUGCUAAAUCCAGUCUCCAACACAUGGUGGCCCAGCCAAACCCAGCACUAGCCAUGAGGAGCGACUCGGAGAGGCAGAUACGCAGCACUGUGGAUUGGAGCGAGGCUGCGGUCUAUGGGGAGCACAUCUGGUUUGAGACCAAUGUCUCUGGUGACUUUUGCUACGUUGGGGAACAGAACUGCAUGGCAAAGCUUCUGCAAAAACCUCUCUCCAGGCGCAAGUGUGCAGCCUGCAAGAUCGUAGUGCAUACACCCUGCAUCGAACAGCUGGAGAAAAUAAAUUUUCGCUGCAAGCCUUCCUUCAGGGAGUCAGGAUCCCGGAACAUACGGGAGCCCAUUGUUGUCCGACAUCACUGGGUGCACCGGAGGCGGCAGGAAGGGAAGUGCCGGCAGUGUGGCAAGGGUUUUCAGCAGAAGUUUGCCUUCCACAGCAAAGAGAUUGUAGCCAUCAGCUGUUCCUGGUGCAAACAAGCGUAUCACAGCAAAGUAUCGUGUUUCAUGCUGCAACACAUUGAAGAGCCCUGCUCACUGGGGGCUCACGCUGCUGUCGUCGUUCCUCCCACCUGGAUUCUGCGGGUCCGGCGGCCCCAGGUGAGUCACUUCAGCUCUUGGGGCUCUUUCAAAGUUACCACUUUGCCCAGUGUCUCUUCACAGAGUUUUUGUGUUUGUUCCUUUUCUCUACAGAAUCCACUGAAGUCUAGUAAAAAAAAGAAGAGGACAUCAUUCAAGCGGAAAUCCAGCAAAAAGGGGGCUGAGGAAGGGAGGUGGAAACCCUUUGUCAUCAAGCCCAUGCCAGCUCCUCUCAUGAAGCCCUUGCUGGUGUUUGUGAACCCCAAGAGUGGUGGGAAUCAGGGAGCCAAGAUCAUCCAGUCCUUCAUGUGGUAUCUCAACCCACGGCAGGUUUUCGACCUCAGCCAGGGUGGACCCAAGGAGGCGUUGGAGCUGUACCGCAAAGUCCACAACCUCCGGAUCCUGGCGUGCGGGGGAGAUGGCACGGUGGGCUGGAUACUCUCCAUUCUGGACCAGUUACGCAUCAACCCACCUCCUCCUGUGGCCAUCCUACCUUUGGGGACAGGGAACGACUUGGCCAGAACACUGAACUGGGGUGGGGGUUACACAGAUGAGCCUCUGUCCAAGAUCCUAUCGCACGUUGAAGAUGGGAACAUUGUACAGCUUGAUCGCUGGAACCUCCAUGUGGAGCCAAACCCUGACACAAGCCCUGAGGAAAAGGAUGAGGCAGCUGCUGACAAGCUCCCUUUGGAUGUCUUUAAUAAUUACUUCAGCCUUGGCUUUGACGCACGGGUGACGCUGGAGUUCCACGAAUCUCGAGAGGCCAACCCAGAGAAGUUCAACAGCCGGUUUCGGAAUAAAAUGUUCUAUGCUGGGACGGCCUUCUCCGACUUCCUCACCGGGAGCUCCAAAGACUUGGCGAAGCAUGUCAGGCUGGUUUGUGAUGGGAUAGACCUGACCUCCAAGAUUCAGGACCUGAAGCCCCAGUGCCUGGUCUUCCUUAACAUCCCAAGGUACUGUGCAGGCACCAUGCCCUGGGGCAACCCUGGGGAGCACCAUGACUUCGAGCCCCAGCGCCAUGAUGAUGGCUGCAUUGAAGUUAUCGGCUUCACCAUGACAUCACUGGCUGCCUUGCAAGUCGGUGGCCAUGGGGAGCGGCUCUGUCAGUGCCGGCAGGUGGUUCUCACCACAUUCAAGGCCAUCCCCAUGCAGGUAGAUGGAGAGCCCUGCAAGCUGGCAGCUUCCUGCAUCCACAUCUCUCUGCGCAACCAAGCCAACAUGCUGCAGAAGACCAAGCGGCGCAACUCCAUGCCUCUGCUCAAUGACCAGCAGCCAGUGCCCGAGCGGCUGCGGAUCCGAGUGAGCCGCAUCAGCAUGCGCGACUAUGAGGCACUGAACUAUGACAAGGAAAAGCUCAAGGAAGCCUCUGUGCCACUGGGGAUCAUCGUGGUUCCAGGAGACAGUGAUCUGGAGUUGUGCCGGACUCAGAUUGAGAAGCUACAGGAGGAUUUCCCUGCACAGCCCUCUGCUUUAGAGCGCCUGCUCUUCCAGGAGGGAGAUGGAGCCAAGCCGAAGACAGUGUCAUUCCAGAGGCUGUCACCCAAGUGGUGCUUCCUGGACUCAACCACGGCCGAUCGGUUCUACAGGAUAGACCGCGCACAGGAACACCUAAACUAUGUGACAGAGAUCUCUCAGGAUGAGCUCUAUGUCUUGGACCCAGAGCUAGUGGUCACUCAGACUGUGAGCACUUCUCCUGCCAUGCCUGACCUCGUGGACUCAUCUGCCACACCCCCUGGGCACCAUUUUGCAUUUCCUUCCUGUUCCUCCUCUCCAUCCUCCUCUCCUGCCCCCAGCGCUGAGCCUGAGCACUGCCUUCCACAUAAAGAUGACCUUCUGAUAGAAGCUGCCAAGAGUGGCAACUUCAGCAAGUUCCAAGAGCUGCACCAAGCUGGAAGAGACCUGAUGGUGCGAGAUUCCUCGGGCCAGACUGUCCUCCACCAUGCUGUCAAAUCAGGAAGCAAGGACAUCGUCAAAUACAUCAUCGAGAAUGCUCCUUCAGAGAUCCUUGAUGCCACAGAGGAGGAGAACGGUGAAACCAGCUUGCACCAGGCUGCAGCCUUACGCCAGCGCACUAUCUGCCACUACAUCGUGGAGGCUGGGGCCUCGCUCAUGAAGACAGACCUGCAGGGAGACACCCCGAAGCACCGUGCUGAGAAGGCCAACGACCCCGACUUAGCUGCCUACCUCGAGAACCGACAGCACUACCAGAUGAUCCAGCGGGAGGACCAGGAGACAGCUGUGUAGUGCUUGGCGUGCCUUAGCCCGAGCCAGCUCUUUCAGGAUGAGAAGAGUACAAUGCCAACUGCAGAGAUGUAUCUGGCCCAACCCUCCCCAGAUGCCAGCCUGCUCCCUGGAGAUGGACACAGAAGAGCUCUGCCCCAGGUGGGCUGGAACUCUGUUUAUGAGGACAAUGGAUAUUUCAGACUUGAAUCCUGAUUCUUUGUGUGUGCCCUUCACCUCUCAUUCAUCACAUUCCCUGCCCUAGGUGGGCUCUAUCCUCCAGCCAUGUUGGAGCAGGCCAGGCUGAAGCCUCCAGUCACCCUUGUUCAUGGGAGUAAUUCCAGUGCCCCCUCCACAGGCUCCUACCUAUAAUCCUUAUGGGAUAUCAUUGCUCAGUCCUUCUCUCUGCUGGCAGUGCCCCUCUUUUAGGUGCUUGGCUAGGUUUGUGUCCUGUUCCUCCUCUCCUGUCUGGCACAGCUGUGGGAGGCACAGGCUGCAGAGGCUGUGAGCCACAGACUGCCCCAAAGGAAGCACCACAACUUACUGGCCCUGCUUUCUUCUCCCUCCUGGGGCUGCACCAGGUCUCUGUGUUGCCCUACCCAGAGCCUUCUGCAGCAGGAGGGAAGUCACUUGUGCAUCCAGACUUUCCUCAGAGUAUCUGGGUCUGGUGCAGCUGGAAGUAGAGCAGCAGGUGCUCUCCUGAUGGACCUUUAGUUCUCAGUCAGCAGUCUGACUCAGGGCUGGGAUGGCAUGGAGGAAGGCUACCAAACCCUCUCACCACGCUUCUCUCCACGGGGCUGGGUGGAACAGUUUGCACACCCACUCUGCUGAGCAUCUCUUUGUGAGCCAGCUGCAGGAUGGUGGAGAGCUGCACUCAGCUGGUGCAGUGGCAGCUGUGAUGUCUGUUGUAUUUCCCAAGUGCUGAGUUAGAUUCAGCUGCCCUCCUUGCUUGGGUUUCCCCCUCAAUGCUAGACUUUGCACGAGGCUGGAUGGGCAGUGCUGGGGUCAGUGCUGCUCUCAGGGAUCCCCUCCUUCCCCCCAACCUGGCAACAUGCAUCCUCUUAGGCUGACUCCUGCUAUUCCCCAGACUAGGCACAGGGCUUUGCAGGGAGCUGACCAACCCACCUGGGUAGACCAUGAACCCGCCCUCUCCAGUUUUAGUAGAAAGAAGGAUUUGGAUUCCCAGGAACCAUCAGGGCUCCUAGCCCUGAGUCAUGCCUACAGUGGGAUGGAGUUUCACAAAUCGCCUGCCAUGGGGCAUGAGGCACCACAAUCCAUCUCCCCUGUUGAUGCUGUGAGCACUUGAUGCCAAGACAUCAAGCCAGGCCUUAAGCAAGGCUUUUGCAGAACUGAGUCUCUGAGACCAGGAGGUGCCCACAGAGGAGGAAAGCUGAUGGCUCUGAGCCUAGCAGACCUGCUUGGCACUUUUGGGUGGGCAGUGGUUUUGAAGGGAGUUGCUGUUCACAUCUUUGCUCUAGGAGAGGAUACUGCUGCUGCCAUGUGAGGUCUGUGCAGUCCCUCUGCACUGACAUGCAGCUGUGCCCACUGGGUCAUGCUGGGUGGCACUGUUUGACUCCCUCCAAGUACCAAGAAAAGGGUAUGAGGACACUGUAGGGAACCAGAAUACCCUUCCGACUUUUUGUCCGGGGGCAGGGUUUCCUUGAAGGAUGGGGAUGCUGUACUGGGGAGCAGAGGCACAGGGCAGUGCAGGGUGCCCAGGGGCCAGUGUCAGUGUUGGCAAAUAAUAAUGAUAGUGUACUAAUGCAUUGACAACUGGGACACUCCAGAAGUGCCUGGAGUUCUCAGCAGCACUGCUGGCAGGCCACUAAUAGACAAGGCACUGUCACUUCUCAGAGGUCCACACCACAGGAUGCCCAACUUGGCCCAGAGGCAUUUAAGCCUCAGCUUUUCCCUUUCUCCUUUAUAGUUUUUUGUACAGGUAGUUGAGAGACACACUGUCCCCCUCCCUGCCUAGCCCCUCCAUGCACCUGUGAGCUGAGUUGCUGUGCAAUUCCAAGCCUGCUUAUAUUUUGGUGAAGAAGGAGGGGGUGUUGGUUUCCCUGCUCCCUAAGGGCAGGGGUUCUGUGCAAUACCUGGGUCUGUGUUUCUUAGACACUGUUGUAGGAUUGUAUUUUUGUAAUUAUGUGAGGGUGCUGGCUCCAGCUGGCCCAGGGCCUGGCAUGAGCCUGUAUUCCUAUUGCUUUUCAACUUCGACUGUUUGGAUGUUGUUGUUUCUUGCCAUUGUAAUAAAGAGAUUGAUGUUUUA